CGCCGGGUAAACGCGUGCGUCUGCAGGAACGGGGCCGGAGGGGAGCGGGAGGACCCAUCAGAGCCUGUGGAUUUGAGCCUCCGCAUUUCUAAACCAGGAUCUCGAAAUGCAUCGUGAUUCCUGUCCAUUGGACUGUAAGGUUUAUGUAGGUAAUCUUGGAAACAAUGGCAACAAGACUGAAUUGGAACGGGCUUUUGGCUAUUAUGGACCUCUCCGAAGUGUGUGGGUUGCUAGAAACCCUCCUGGCUUUGCUUUUGUUGAGUUUGAAGAUCCCCGAGAUGCAGCUGAUGCUGUCCGAGAGCUAGAUGGAAGAACACUAUGUGGCUGCCGUGUAAGAGUGGAACUGUCGAAUGGUGAAAAAAGAAGUCGAAAUCGUGGUCCACCUCCCUCUUGGGGUCGUCGCCCUCGAGAUGAUUAUCGUAGAAGGAGCCCUCCACCUCGUCGCAGAUCUCCAAGAAGGAGAAGCUUCUCUCGCAGUCGGAGCAGGUCUCUUUCUAGAGAUAGGAGAAGAGAGAGAUCACUGUCUCGGGAGAGAAAUCACAAGCCGUCUCGAUCCUUCUCUAGGUCUCGUAGCCGAUCUAGGUCAAAUGAAAGGAAAUAGAAGACCAGUUCGCAAGAGAAGUGGUGUACAGGAAGUAACUUCAUUUGACAGGAGUAUGUACAGAAAAUUCAAGUUUUGUUUGAGACUUCAUAAGCUUGGUGCAUUUUUAAGAUGUUUUAGCUGUUCAAAUUUGUUUGUCUCUUGGAACAGUGACACACACAAAGAUGUAAUUCUCUAUGGUUUGAAAUGGAUCAUAUGAGGCAUGUAAUACCAAGAAUUGUUACUUUACAAUGUUCCCUUAAGCAAAAUUGAAUUUGCUUUGGAUUCUAGUCUUGUGUAGACUGAUAACAAACCUCUAAAUCCUGCCCAGCUAAAGUGUGAUGUAUUAAUAUAGAAAUAAAACUGGCAAAAAUUGAACUAAGAUGUACUUUUUUCUGUAGCUGGAAUAUAGUUCGCAGCUGUAGUCUUUAAAACUGCUGUGAACACAAGCCAGCAGGUAAAAAUAAAAGCUGCACCUUUAAACUAAAUUACAGGUCUUUGAAAAAUCCAACUAGUCUUUACCCUGGUCAGAGAUUGCCUAGUUGGUAUGGAAUCUGUUAAGUUUCAAGAAAGUUUACCUUUGCUUUAGGUCAUAAGUUCUUAUGUGAUUACUAUAUAUGAACACAUAGCUGUUUAUAAAAUUAUUUGGAAAUUUUCGAAAUACCGGUGUCCUGCCAGUUUAAGGGUACAUUGUAGAGCUGAACUUUGAGUUACUGUGCAAGAUUUUUUUUCAUGCUGUCAUUUGUAAUAUGUUUUGUGAGAAUCCUUGGGAUUAAAGUUUUGGUUACAAAUUGUUGUUUAACUUGAAAGCCUGUUAUUCCUUGCAAACUCAAAUCUGUGAGCUUGGUACCAAGUCCAGGUAUUACAUUCCUAUUUGGAAGCAAUACUUAUAUUUUCUUGUAAAGUGCUUUUGAAUUAAUAAAAUAUUAGCAUAAUCGUGUAA
Messenger RNA from Cynocephalus volans (Philippine flying lemur), 1523 nucleotides. RefSeq names its product serine and arginine rich splicing factor 3 (gene SRSF3). The transcript has 6 exons. Gene Ontology annotation, molecular function: RNA binding. Gene Ontology annotation, cellular component: nuclear speck. Lineage: Eukaryota; Metazoa; Chordata; Mammalia; Dermoptera; Cynocephalidae. The record is from RefSeq and is a predicted model, not a curated record. Gene Ontology annotation, biological process: mRNA splicing, via spliceosome. The coding region runs from base 107 to 601 and encodes 164 amino acids.